AUGCAAUUCUCUACCGUCGCUUCUAUCGCUGCUAUUGCCGCUGUUGCCUCCGCCGCUUCUAACAUUACCACUGCUACUGUCACAGAAGAAUCUACCACUUUGGUCACUAUCACUUCUUGUGAGGACCACGUUUGUUCUGAAACAGUUUCCCCAGCUUUGGUUUCCACUGCUACCGUCACCGUAAAUGACGUUAUCACUUAAUACACCACCUGGUGUCCAUUGCCAACCACUGAAGCACCAAAGAAUACCACUUCUCCAGCUCCAACUGAAAAGCCAACCGAAAAGCCAACUGAAAAGCCAACCCAACAAGGUUCUAGCACUCAAACUGUUACCUCCUACACUGGUGCCGCUGUUAAGGCUUUGCCAGCUGCCGGUGCUUUGUUGGCUGGUGCUGCCGCUUUAUUGUUGUAA
This is a messenger RNA of Saccharomyces cerevisiae S288C, 411 nucleotides long. The record is from the annotation of a RefSeq genome assembly. Lineage: Eukaryota; Fungi; Ascomycota; Saccharomycetes; Saccharomycetales; Saccharomycetaceae.